GGCGGCCGCGGCCGGGCCUCGCUCCCCGCCCGCUGACACAAAGCGGCUCCAAGAUGGCGGAGGCGGGCGCGGGGAGCCCGCACGGCGGGGACGCGGCGCCGCCGGGGCCGCCCGAGGAGCAGGAGCUGAGCCGGCGCCUCCGCCGCCUCUACCCCGCCGUCAACCAGGACGAGACGCCGCUGCCGCGCUCCUGGAGCCCCAAGGACAAGUACAACUACAUCGGCCUCUCGCAAGGCAACCUGCGCGUCCACUACAAAGGUCACGGUAAAAAUCACAAAGAUGCUGCCUCGGUCAGGGCCACUCACCCCAUCCCUGCAGCCUGUGGCAUUUAUUACUUUGAAGUGAAGAUCGUCAGUAAAGGUAGAGAUGGGUACAUGGGAAUAGGACUUUCUGCUCAAGGAGUCAACAUGAACAGGCUUCCUGGAUGGGAUAAACAUUCUUAUGGGUACCAUGGUGACGAUGGGCACUCCUUCUGUUCCUCGGGGACAGGGCAGCCCUACGGCCCCACCUUCACCACUGGAGAUGUGAUUGGCUGCUGUGUCAACCUCAUCAACAAUACCUGCUUCUACACAAAAAAUGGCCACAGUUUAGGUAUAGCCUUUACAGACCUCCCUUCAAACCUCUACCCUACCGUGGGUCUCCAGACUCCAGGGGAGAUCGUGGAUGCCAACUUUGGGCAGCAGCCCUUUGUGUUUGACAUUGAGGACUACAUGAGGGAGUGGAGGGCGAAGAUCCAGAGCACCAUUAAGCGGUUUCCCAUCGGAGACAGGCUGGGAGAGUGGCAAGCCAUGCUGCAGAAUAUGGUUUCGUCAUAUUUGGUUCAUCAUGGGUACUGUUCAACAGCAACUGCCUUUGCCAGAGUCACAGACACCACAAUCCAGGAAGAACAGACCUCAAUAAAGAACAGACAAAGAAUACAGAAGCUAGUAUUAGCAGGCAGAGUGGGAGAGGCUAUAGAAGCCACCCAGCAGCUCUAUCCUGGCCUCCUAGAACAUAACCCCAACCUGCUCUUCAUGUUAAAGUGCCGGCAGUUCGUGGAGAUGGUGAACGGCACGGACAGCGAGGUGCGCUGCUUCGGCACCCGCAGCCCCCGCUCCCAGGACAGCUACCCCGGCUCCCCCAGCUUCAGCCCCAGGCAUGGAUCGAGCAACUCACACCUUCACAGCACUGGAGCAGAUAGUCCAACCUGUAGUAAUGGAGUCAUGUCCACAAAAAGCAAACAGAGUCACAGUAAAUACCCAGCACUGAGUUCAUCAUCUUCAUCUUCCUCCUCCUCUUCCCCUUCAUCUGUGAACUACUCGGAGUCCAAUUCUACAGAUUCUACCAAAUCUCAGCAGCACAGUAGUACGAGUAAUCAAGAAACCAGUGACAGCGAGAUGGAAAUGGAGGCUGAGCAUUACCCCAACGGAGUCCUGGAGAAUUCCUCCACCAGGAUAAUGAAUGGCACCUACAAACACGAGGAGAUCCUGCAGACAGAUGAGUCCAGCAUGGACAGCUGCCCCCAGAGGCAGCUGUGUGGAGGGAACCACGCUGCCACAGAGAGAAUGAUCCAGUUUGGACGGGAGCUGCAGAUCCUGAGCGAGCAGCUUUGCAGAGAGUAUGGGAAGAACACCAUGCACAAAAAGAUGCUUCAGGAUGCCUUUAGCUUGUUAGCUUACUCAGACCCUUGGAACUGCCCUGUUGGCCAACAGCUGGACCCCAUCCAGAGGGAACCUGUGUGUGCUGCUCUCAAUAGUGCUAUUUUGGAAUCUCAGAACCUGCCAAAGCAGCCCCCGCUGAUGCUCGCCCUGGGCCAGGCCUCGGAGUGUCUGCGGCUCAUGGCUCGCGUGGGCCUGGGCUCCUGCUCCUUUGCCAGAGUAGACGAUUAUUUGCACUGACAGCGAGCGGGACGGAGCUGCCGUCGAGGAGUGCUGCCCUUCCCCCUGUGCUGCUGCCACUCUGCACCACCACCUCGUCCGAUAGCCCGACCUCCCUGCCACCCCUGUAGCACACACACACUGCCCGUGCAAGGACUGAGUGAGGCCCUCAGCGUGUGGCUGCUCCUGAGCCCGGGGAGCCCGGCAGGUCUGACCCAUCUCCCUGCCCUUGCUGCGGCUCCAGCGGCGCUCGGUAUUUCGCUGGUUAUUCUAAUGUAGCACCUUCUGAUGUAGGGAUUUUUCUCUUUUUUUUUUUUUUUUGUUUUGAUUUGAGUUGUUUCUUCAUGGUUCCACCAAUAUUUUAUCUGGAGAGUUUUGCUGAGCUGGUUUAUGCUGAUUUACUGAGGAAGCUCAUCAAGUUGGUGACAGCUUGUUCUUUUCUUCCCUUCUCCCUCCAUCGUGCACAUACAGCAUCAUCCGUGCUAGUAAUCCGAACUCUUCUCACAGUGGCAGUUCAGAGGGAUUUUUUUUUUAAUUUUAUUUGAAUCAUGUUUAUUAAAAAGGUCUCUUCCACCUCCACAAAGUCACUGAUGUAUUUAUUGCCCACAGACUCGGUCCCAGCCACACACACCAUACAGCCCCUCAGGAGGUUGGGUGAGGUAGGUCCUGUCACACACUAGUGAUGGAAAUUGGAGGAGCCUGGUCCUUCAUGGUGCCUCUCUUCGAGCCCAAGGCUCUCAGUCUUGGCUUUGUGAGUGGGAGUAGAAGAUUAACAUUGCCUGCAUUGGUGAUUGUGCUGUAGAAGCAUCUCACAGCCCUGAGAAAGAGUUAAAUCCAGCUCUCUGAACAGCUGGAGGGACAGGACUGAUGAAUAUGAAGUCAUCUGCUGCUGUAUGGUAGAACCAGGUCGUGUGAGUUGGCCAGAACCAUCCGUGGGCAAUGCCCUGGUGGGCUGACAAUUUUUAAUUGAAUAACAAAUCCCCCAUGUUUCUCCAUGGAGGAGGGCUCUGACACUAACUCAGUAAUAACAGUAUUUCCUGCUCUCUCCCAUCUCUGUAACACUGAUCUAAAUGAGCACUUCUGCAUUUUGGAAGUGUCUGGAGAAACCUGGGCUGAGCUGUGCUUGUCCUUGCAGGUGGGACAGGCUGAGGUCAGGUUGCAGGUUGGGGUCAGUACCAGCUCUGUGGGGCCUGAGCCAUUCAGAAAGGAGCAGCAGUGUUUCUUUAGGGAUUAUUAAGAUAAUUGUUGAAGUUCCAGUCCCAAAAGAGGCCAGCAAGGAUCUGUGGGGGAGUAACCUCUGAGUAGAAUGGACUAAUGUGUUUACUGUGAGUGUUUCUGAGGGUGUUCUCUUACCUGGCCAGGCUGCCUGGCAGCACUGUGUGCUUUGCAUCCUCUGCUGUACCUUUAGGAGAUGGCAGGUUCAGCCUGGCAGGUGCUGCACCAAAUUAAUUUUAGGUCAGUACCUCUGGGGAGGACCCAAGGGAGCUCAAACCAAACAUGAAUUUUACUGCUGUUCAGGAAUUUUUUCUUUUGGAAGGUCAAUGAAAGAUGAACAGGUUUUGUUGAGGUUUGUCCUUAAAAUGGAGGUUAGCCUGUGCCAGGGCUUCAAGCACCAAGAGAGUUUGUGUGCCACUGAGAGGAAAAGUAGCAGCAGCCCAAAGCUUUAAGGAUUUUCUGGGUUUGCAGGAUGGAUUUGCAGCUGGCACAUGAGGUCUGAAAUCAAGGCAGAGCAGGGGGCCAGGGCAGGCUGUGGCAGUGAAUGUGCAGAUGGUGCUGGAGGUGGUUGGGAGCUUAUCCCUGCCUUUUGGUGAAGGUGUGCAGUGUGUAGGGGCAGUGGUCUGAGAAGCAGGUGGCUUAGAACUGCAGGAGAUACUUCAGUCAGAUCAUUGGUACAGCUGCAAAAGCAGGGGGAGCUCUACCACAGCCUUUCUUCCAGGGAGACAGAGGCAGAGAGCUGCUCCAAGCAGAAUUCCACUUGCCAGUCUGGGGCUUCUCUUCCAGCUCUUCUCCAGGAGCAGCUCAUGUGCCUGAAAGCUCAUCUGCUGCUUGCAGCUCUGCAGAGAUAACUCAGUGAGAGGUUUCCUUCCCAAAGCCUCAGGUCCCAGACGUGCCAAGGCAGCAGGUGAGCUCUGCCUGGUGGGUUCUCCUGCAGGUUUCCAUUCCUCACACUCAGACUGAGAGCACACUGCUGGGCUGAUUCUGGCUGCUGAGGCUGAAGCACUCCAGGACCUUGCUUUGCCUCUGCUGUUGGUCACCACUUGGAGCAGCCUGGCUGCAGUGAGACCUCUCUCAUCUUCAUAGCAGCACCAUCUUUAUCUUUCUGAGGUUUUUCAAUUCCUUCUCUUUGUGGUUUCUUUAAGCCAAGUUUCUUCAUCAUGUGUCAUGUUAAUGACAUUUGGUCUCUCAGCAAAGCUUUGCUGACUGUCCUAGAGUCCUGACUGUCCUUUUUUUAUUUUGUUUUCACUACCAAAAACCAAGAGAUAUUCCUAGAUAUCUGGUUAUUUUGGUGCCAAGAAGUAUGUGAUGGAUGUUAUUUGGUUUUUUUUAAUUUACUUCAAGUGUUCUGGUGGUUUCACGAGUGGUUUCUGCUUCUUGUACUCAGAUUCUGACUAAUGUGGCCAUGACUCAGACUGGGGAAGAUAAGUGUGUUUGUGGUGGGAUGUAGGUCCCAACCUACCCCUGAUUCCUGGAUGGGAUUUCUGAUGUGGUUUUCUCAGGUUGUAUUUCAAAGCCUCUUGCCUUUGAAUCACCCUGGCUGCUCUUUGAUGGUUCAUGUUAGCUGAAACUUUGAUUAUUGCAGUAGUUUUUAAAAACAGAGCUAAAAUGGAGUCUGUAACACUGAAUGUGGCUGUACACUAACCAGAGGCUACAUGGCAAUUCAAAAGUUACUUCUAUAAAAAUGAUUUGGGUUUUGUUAUUCCAAGUGCCUCAAGCAACCUGGUCACUGCUCCCAGGAGUCCUUCAGUGCAGCCACGUUUUACUGUGGAGCUGCAGGGGAAACUGCUGCUUUCCAUUCCUCUGAGGGGACAAGGGCUCAGCUGCAGCCCUGGUUGCAGUGCUGGUGGCACUGGUGCAGGACUCCAUGGGGUGUGGCUGACUCAGGCUGCCUUCAGAGCCUGGGAGAUUUUCCAGAAUUCAGCUGGACCUGCACAAGCAUUUCUCAGCUCCAGGAGAGGCUCUCCAGCUGUGUGUCCUUCCCAGGACCUGGGAAAUGCCACUGAAUGCUGGCACAACUGAACCUUUUCCACACUCAGUGGGUCUCAGCUGUCCCUGAUGAGCCCAGAGGCACCAUCACAAUCACAGAGCUGUGAUCCAGAGCAGCAAACACACUCCAGCCCUGUGCUCUGGACACCCCAGCCACCUUCCUGCCCUUGGCACUGCAGCAAAGGCCUUGCAGAAGGAAAACAUGUCACAGGGGACCUGGUGGAACCUGAUGGCAGGCCUGCAAGGCUUUGGGUGUGAGUCCAGUGCCCUGCCUGUUAAGUGGCCUUUUGAGAGGAGCAUUUUGGCAACUCCAGACCUGGAGCCUUGGUUAAAGUGUCCUUCAGGGGUUCUGUGGAGAGAGCUCCGUGGAGCUGAAUUGCAUCACAGGCUUCCCUCCCCAUGGACAAGGGUUUGUGCUGCCCCCACAAGCUGAGAGUGAGAGCAUCAAGAAUACGUUGGGAGAACCUUGGAGUGAGAUGCACUGGAGUAGCUGGGAUAAGUGUUUCUUGGAGGAGUAUCCACCUCAUACACCUGGUAUCCAGCCUGUGACCAUCUUAGUGGUUCUGCUGGGUGCAUUCCAGUUUGUGGAUAUCUUUCCUGUAGCAGGGGUGCCACAUCUUGUUCCUGCUGUUCCUCUUGGAACCAUCUUGUUCCAGAUGAUUUCUCUUGCUGCUCCAUGAGCCUACCCUAGCAAGUAUUUAACCAAAGCUAUUCCAAGACUUAUAGGGUUGAGAGAGCUCUCAGUCAAGCUCUCCUGUGAGCAAGGAGGGCAGCAAUCUAAUUCCUGUGCAUCCUGCAGUGUGUUCCCAGAGCCAGCCACUUUUGGGAAAACUUCCUACUGCUACCAGCAAUCCUUCCUUGCUUCUCUGCCUCCCACAAUCCCAGUAUUCCCCAGCUGCAUGGCAACAGUGGUGUUUGCAGUGCUGUGGGAGCUGCUCCACACCAGGGCCAGCUCUGUGCCUCAUGUCUGUGGCAAGCAUGGAUGUGGCAGCUCCACCUGCCCUUCCUGGCUUGUUCUGCCCUGCUAAAGGGGUGGGUCCACGUGUGACAGUCCCUUUUUGCCACCCAUCUGCCAUUCCUCUGGAGUCUGUUGGGAGCAGAGCCCUGGUGUGUGGCCAGCAGAGCAGAGAGGCACAGGGCAGUGCACAGCAUCCAGCCCUUCAGGGGAGCUUGUCCAGUGGAUGCUGUCCCUCAGCCCAUGGGAGCCAAAGCUGGAGCUUGUUGCCUUGGGAUGUGUGAUAGGUGUGGUGAAAGAUGGCUGCUGCUACAGCCUCUUUCUGUUUCCAGCACCUGGUGGUCCUCCCUGUGCUGCUGCCCACUGGAUUUGGACACAGGAGGUGCAGCUGUGGCUGGCAUGGAGAAUGGGCCCCUCUGGGAGCAUCAUUCCUCAUGAUUACUUACACCCAGGAUCUUCCCAUAUCCUUCCUUCUCUUUUUCACAGUGACAUCUCAAUCUGUCCUCAAGCUGUGUCCUUGUUUUUCACAUUUUAUUAAGGCAUCUUUACCAUUCUUUAAAUAGCUUUGUUCUUGAGGCUGCCUUGAAAAAUUGGAGCAACCAGAGGUGCUGGAGGUAGUUCUAGGGAACUAGGUUCUAGGGAAAAUGUGCCAUUUUCCACCUUGGGAAUCAGGGAUGAUGAACAUCUCCUCCUUCAGCAAAGCAAGCUGGGCUGGAUUGCAGCUGUGCUUUGGUUCCUGUCUGUGUUAGCAUGUAGCACAUGCUGCUCAGACACACCCUGCAGAGUUCUGCUGUCCUGGGUUGAUGGAGAAGGUGACCUGUGGCAGCCAGGCUGCAGAGCAGUGUGCCAGUGCCAGGAAGCUGUGUGGGGCACCACAUGGGAUCAGGAAGUUCUCCCCAUAAGCAGUGCAGACUGACCUGUCCUGUGGCAGCAGGUGGAGAGAAAGGUCCCUCAGACUCCAGUCCUGGGGCAGUGAGGCCCCAUGGAGCUGGUGACAGCCUGGGAGAAGGAGCAAGGCUCCUGUUCCACCCAGGAGAGCCCUUUGCAGGGGAGCAUCUUCCUUCCAGCCCUGCCAGUGUGAGAGCAGCCUCAGUGGAGGGGCAGGAAGAGCAGGUGCUGGGUCUCCAGCUGUACCAAGGUGUUUCUGUGUGGGGACAUGCCAGGGGACGUGCUGGGUACUGCUGGGACCCUUCUGCCCCAGAGGGGUGAGUGAGGGAGGGAACUGCAAUCCAGCAGUUCUUGGUCAGAUCCAGAGCUGUCUGUGAGCCUUGUCCCGUGUGCUGUGUGGGGCAGAGCUGGAGGAAGUGUUGCUGGGGCUGUGUGAGGGCAGCUACAGCAGAUUUGGGAGGAAAAGGGAGGAGUUGAGAGCCUGGAGACCUCUUGUAUACAGCACUAGCUGCUCUCCACCAUCCUUCCCUGCAACAAGAGGGAGCAGGUGAUGGAUGAGUGAACCUGGCAUGUCUGUCCCUCUCCCCACAUCCCAAACCAAAGCUCAGAGCCUGCAGCUUGAGCUGGAGCAGUGUCCAGCAAGCCAGGGCAUCAUCCAGGCUUGAGGCGCACACAGUUCUUUAUUUCUAGGAGGGAAGCUUAACUCUCCUGCUCGCAGGAAACUCACAAGUCCUGUGUGGAAUUCACACUCACAGAAACAUUCCUGGAAGCCAUGCAAACCUCUGCUCCUUGCUGAAGGUCCCAUGGCCAGGCAGACACCUUUUCUCUGGUCACUCCACUUGGAUCCAGGGGUGUGCUUGGACGUUUUUGCUCGGGAGGACUUCAGCCACAUCCUUCCUCCAGAAGGGAGCACAGAGGGAUUUUUGUAUGCUGGGCUUCUCACAGGCUUAGACUUGGAGAAAAGAGAAGCAGCAGCAGCUCUGGGGAUAAUCCAGAUUUUAAAGAAAAUUUGAAAAUCACACAUAUGGUGACUUCCAGACCAAGGACUGCACCGGCGCUGGAUCGGGAUCGUGUCUCGGUCCCACCUGUGCAGCUGGGGAGGCAGGAGGAGGCUGCGGCCCCUGAAGCUCUCACACACAGCAGUGCAAGCCCCAGGACCUGCCCAGCACGCAGUGAACUCUCCUCUCCUGCUGGUUGCUCAAAACUCAGGUAUGAAAUGCCCAGCUGGAGCAGGGGGUGCGAGGUUUCCCGGCAGCCCUGGAGGAGCGGCCGCCGCUGGGCACAGCUCCCUGUGCACCCCGGGCUCCUCCAGGCCUUUGGAGGGAGUUCCACCUCUCUGGUACAACAUUGGCUACGUGGACGUUACACAAACUCUGCACAUUGGUUCAGUCUACGCUUAGUAUUUGUGAAUUAAGUUAUCUGAUGCUUCGCAUGAAAACUUCAAAAAAGGGGCUCGGGGGGGGUGGAUUUUAACUGAGAAAAAGCCUAUGAAAAUAUACUGGAAAUAUGGUAAAGAAAUCGACAUUCUGCUGUAUAUUGACAGAAUUAUUUUUAUUAAAAUACACAUCCAUGUGCAAGA
Messenger RNA from Passer domesticus (house sparrow), 8482 nucleotides. RefSeq names its product RAN binding protein 10 (gene RANBP10). Gene Ontology annotation, molecular function: protein binding. The transcript is spliced from 14 exons. The record is from RefSeq and is a predicted model, not a curated record. NCBI's taxonomy places the organism in Eukaryota, Metazoa, Chordata, Aves, Passeriformes, Passeridae. Bases 54 to 1877 code for a protein of 607 amino acids.